AAUUUGUAUGUAUCUUAUGUAUGUGUUACAUUGUUAGGAUGAUUAUCCAUUGUUUCUGGAGAACGUACCUUGGUAGAUGAGUUGUAAUAUUUUCCAGUAUUACAAGAAAUUGUAAAUACAAAAUAUGACUAUUCACAAAAUAUAGGUAAGGGAGGUAAGGGAAAUGAAUUAUCGAAAUUUUGGUGGAGACACAGCACAACCCCUCUAACCUAUGAUUUAGUAUAAAGAAUUGAAUGCACAUACCUAAUUAUUGGACUUUAGUAAGUUUUCUUGAAAACCUCGUGGUACAAUUAUAAACGGUGAAUAUAUAAUUAAUACAUGUAUAUUUAUAUUUCAUAAUUAAAAUCAGUUUAUGGGGUAUACAUAAAUUAGAAGUUGGGCUUCUGACUUAUAUAAGGUAGGUACAGUCUUCUACCCUCAUUUGCUAUGGGAAAAGGAAGAAUCUUUACCCUAUUUUCAGACUUUUUUUUUUCAUUAUUAUUAUUAUUUUCUUUGUACACACGAUGAAGGUGAAACAGCAACAAUUUGUGUAAGCCUAAUCAUUUUGAAGAAUUAAAUAAUGGUGAAGAGGUUUCUGUACAAUCAGUAACUUUUUAGCUUUUCUUUUUCUCUGCUACAAUUAAAUAAAUGCUCUAAACUGCAAAAGUUUCAUCCUUUCUCUCUCUCUCUCUCUCUCCCUCUCACACACACACAUCCUUACAAAAGCUCUUCCAUGGAGUUUGGGGCACACUGCUACUGCUACUCUGUUUAACGCUCUCCUCUAUUAUUGGUCCCAUCUCAACAUCAUUACCGGAAUACCACUGUUCUACUUCUACUAUAUACCUUGCCCAAAAACGGUAUUCCCCCAUGGGAUGGGAUGGGAUGGAGAACUACAAGUUUUGGGAUUGACUUUAAUGGAGGUGGGUUUGUGUAAUGGGCUGUAGGUUGUGUCUAGAACUAGUGAUUAUUCUUUAAUAGGCCUAAUAUUUAGCUUUUAUUUUAUGCUGAAGUUUCUAAGAGGUAUAAAUCUUUCAAAUAGAUUACAAGAACUGAAGCUAAUUUGGUUUAUAGUUUGAAUUUGGUGUUUCUAAAAUUUGUUGGAAGUUUGUUGUUCUGUUGCUUGUAAUGGAGCCUUGGAACUUUGUGUCAACUGAGAAGGGGUUGGCAUCUGAGGAAACCAUUUCGCCUUUUAAUUCCUUUGCUAGAAGUAAAAAUGUACUUAUGGGUUGGGAGUUUAAGACCCCAUGCACUUAUGGUAAUAAUUUGUUAUUGUCAUGUCAACAAGGAAUUGAGAAUCAAGGUUUCGGAGAAUACAUACAAAUGAUGGGGAAACAGGUAUCCAAUAAUUCUAUUGGUGAUGUUUUAAGUGAUCCUAAGGUUUGUGGUGGAAAGCUUAAUGAUCCAGCGAUGGCAGUUGCAUUUUCUGGAGAAGAUGAGUCCAGCUCAAGGAUUUCAAGCUCUAUUUUGGAUUCUGGUAGUUGGGACCCUUCACUCAUUGAUUUGAAACUGGGACAUGUUGGCGAUCCCAGAGACACCAGUAAAUCAAAACUUUCUAUGGGAGUAGUGGCCGGAUUGUCUUCAUCAGAGUCAUCUACACCUCCGAAACGAUUACGGCUCUCAGCAGCGAACCCCCAGAAUGGCCUCUGCCAAGUUUAUGGCUGCAACAAAAACCUUAGCUCUUCCAAAGACUACCAUAAGAGGCAUAAAGUUUGUGAGCUUCAUUCCAAAACUGCUAAAGUAAUUGUGAAUGGUAUAGAACAGAGGUUUUGUCAGCAAUGUAGCAGAUUCCAUUUGCUGGCUGAAUUUGAUGAUGGCAAGCGCAGCUGUCGUAAACGUCUUGCAGGACAUAAUGAACGUCGGAGGAAGCCUCAAGUGGGUAUUCACUCUAGUAGAGCUGGGAGAAUGCUUCAGUCAUACAAUGCAUUCUUUGCAGAUAGCAGUCUUCAGGGGACUGCUUCUUUCAUAUGCCAGGACAUACUACCAAGUGGUUUUUACAGUCCUCAGAAAUAUGGAACAAUCGACUGGACUCGGCGUAUAAAAGCUGAAGAUGGGUCUGAUUUAAGGCUUCUUUCAACUACUCCGGUACCAGGUACAAAUGUCCAUCUCAGCUCAAAAUCGCUCUUUCCUCAAGAUUCUGGAAAGCAAUUCCCUUCUUUUCAUGCAAGCGGAGCCAAUGUUGUAACAACAAAUGUUUUCAGCAAGAACAACAUUCAAUAUCCACAUGACCUGGGAGGUCCAAACUCCGGUUCUCGUCCUUUCUUCCACAAGAAUAUCUUAGGAUGUGGAGACUUCAAUACUUUUAAUACAGGUACAACCAUUCAGGGGUUCUCAGGGACUUCAGACUCUGGUUGUGCUCUCUCUCUUCUGUCAUCUCAAUUUCAGAGCUCUUCAAACCACUUCUCUGGAAGUUCCGUGGUUCGUCCUCUAGUGAAGCCUGAGAGCCAUGCAUGCUAUAACAUGGAUCAAGUCUCAGAAAAACUUGUGGGAGAAUCAUCAAGUUGUGUCUCAAAUAGGCUCCUAUCUCCGGGAACAAAUUCUAUGAGUAGGAGCCACAUGACUUCCAUUAUGAUAUCUGAUGGUGGGGACAAUGUUAACUUUGAAAAUGGGAUGUUCCAAGGAUCUGAUUUUCCGAACUCCAAGUAUCGUAUUUCCUGUGCACACAGCCUCACAAUCAACUUGCUUCAGUUAUCGUCACAGCUUCAGCGAGUAGAAGAUCAAAGGCAAUCCAUGCAGGUGAAGCGGAAAGAUGAUGCAUUUUAGGGCUUUGAAAUUACAUGAUGUGCUCUUAUACAAGGAUAUUCAUCUUCCCAAUCAAAUGGCUCUUAAUUUUGCUACUUUAAACACUUUAACUUGGGUUCUUCAAUGCGAAUCAUCUGCAAGAAGAUGGAAUUCCGUAGCUGUAAUAAUUAAUUCCAGUCAUCUUAUUAGUAAAAAGAAGCAUUGAUGUGAAUUAGAUUCACCUUGAACUUGCUGUUAUAAUUAAUACAACUCAUAAGAUUCACGAUUUCGAACA
This is a messenger RNA of Cannabis sativa, 2992 nucleotides long. Its product is annotated as squamosa promoter-binding-like protein 6. Gene Ontology annotation, molecular function: DNA binding. The record is from RefSeq and is a predicted model, not a curated record. Gene Ontology annotation, cellular component: nucleus. NCBI's taxonomy places the organism in Eukaryota, Viridiplantae, Streptophyta, Magnoliopsida, Rosales, Cannabaceae. The coding region runs from base 1105 to 2739 and encodes 544 amino acids. The transcript is spliced from 4 exons.